AUUCGAUUUAAUCUAUAAGCGUUUAUAUUCUGUGUCUUGCAAUAUGGUUAGUGACCUUAGAUUUAGUGUGAAAAAUGAAUCUAAACAAAAUUAUACUUAAUUUUCAUUAGAAUACUAAAACAUGUAUCAUAAGAAUAAUCCAUCAUGUUUCUUUUUUGAUCAAGUUAAACCAGUAAGGCAGGAAAUUAAAGAAUAUAAAAAAUCUUUGGUGUAUAACAUUAAUACUAUUCAUUUACAUUCAGAGAAUGCGGAGUUAAUUAAUAAUAAUACAAAUGACCAGUUGUCAAAUGAUACAAAGUAUAAUUGUAGUUCCACAAAGAAUACUUGUCGUCCUAUAACAUUAUCAUCUACAGGAGAAAAAACUAUAAAUCCAAAAGAACAAUUAAUAAAUAAAAAAUCAAUUUUAAAACAGUAUGAUUAUUAUUCGUGGGUUGAAAUGAGUGAACAAAUCAUAAAAGAUCUUUCAAUUUUUUUACAUCAAGAAAAUGUCAAAGAAAUAAAACAUCCUAGAAUAUUAGAUUAUCGUUUGGAUGAAACAUGGGAUGAAUUAAUUUCUAUGGUGGAUUCCAAUUCAAGAGAUUGGCAAUUACCUGCAAUAAAAAAUGCAUAUAAGAUAUGGAUUCAAGAAAACCCUCCUGAAGUUGAUGCAUAUGGAAUGAAAUAUGAAUCAGUGAAAAAAACAGACUCCUCAUAUGGUCUUGAAAUUGCUGGUGCUUAUACACCUACACCACGAAGCUCAGUAUUUCGAAAGCAAUCAAGUAAGCCAAGCCUUACAAAUAAUGAGAGCAUGGGUCUUCAUGUGAAAACACCAGCUGAAAGAAAUUCAAAUGAUAUGCAACAUACUUCGGAGCGGGCUUCUAAUGUAAGAAAGAUCAAUAGAGAUAAUUCCCCACCAAAAAUUUUAGUGAAUAAUACUCCUUCAGAAUCUUCAAGAUCAACACAAAAAUUAGAUAGUCUGAAAGAUUCUUUGAAACAUUCCUUACCUUUUUCUCCCGAUAAAGAAAAUGAAUCAAGUUCAGCAACGGAGAAAGAAUCGAAAAUUUCUAUUCUUCCCGCGAAUCGUUUACAUAUUCCCGGUAAACAUAUUCUGUCUACAGGUGUAGAUCGAAGAAUUGAAAGUAGAAAUAAUGGAUCAUUUACUUUACAAUUUAUUAUGAGUUCACCAGAAAGUGUACAAAAGGGAUGGAUAAAUGAAAAUAUACUAAUUAGUUUUAUGAACACAAUAGAGUGGGUAUGUUCACGAUUAACAACUGUUUUGAAGAAAAAUGAAGUAUCUUAUAAUUAUGAAAAAUUACAAUUCCCUCAUUAUUGUGAACCACAAUACAUUCUUUAUUCAAGUUUAUUAAACUUCAAAGAAUUUAAUUUUCUAAUAAAAAAUUCUUUAAUUCAUCGUAAAAUAAAUUCCUAUACACAAAUCAAUUCCCAUAAUAAUGAUAUAAUUCAAGAUACUACUAACAAUCAAAUAUUAGUAGGCAAAAAAUUUACUGAUAAUAAUAAUGACAAUAAUAAUAUCAUUCUUUUAUUUAAAGUUGGUUUUAAUAGAAUUAAUGAAAUUAGAAUACCAAUUAUGAAAUUAUAUCAAAUUACAUCAAUGAAUUCAAUACCAAGUUCUUCUUUAAUACAAAUUUAUAAAAAUAAUUUAUUUAAUAUCAUUGAAUAUGAUCUAAUGGACAAUAUAUUAUUAUCAACAAUUACAAAUGUAUAUAUUAUUAAACAAAUACAAUCAAUCUUAUCAAAUAUUGAUUUAUUACAAAAUAAUAAUGAAAAAAUCAAUAAAUCAUCGAAUAUUUUAUUAAAAUUGUAUUUAAAAAAUUUGGCAACUGUUUUACAAUCAAAAAAGAAAUAUAAUCACUAUGAUAAACAUGUACAAUCUUAUCCAUGGGUAUCAUAUUCUACAGAUGGUACAUUAAUAAUUCGGUAUCCUUGUGGUUCACCAGCUAUUAUAUGGUCAUCAAGUCCCUUGAUAUAUCACAAAGCAUGUGAAAAUCUCGAUAAUUCCGAUUCAUCUUCAGUAAAUAAAGGGAAAGUAAAUAAAGCAAGUAAACCUAAACAAUUUCUUCAUAGUUCAUCUACACCUUUACAAAAAUCAAUCACAAACAUUACUAUUACUACUGAUUCCACUACAACCAAUAAUAGUAGUGGUAUACCAAUGUCAGGAAUGCGGAAUGUUCAACAUCGAACAGGAUUUUAUUUAUCGAUUUUUGAUAUUCCUCGGGUGUUAUCGCAUAAGUCAGAAGUGGAUACGGCCAUUGAUAAAGUUGAUAACAAAUAUAACUCACACAUUUCUAAAUCAUCAACAACAACAGAUAAUGAAAUAUCGACAAACAAUGGGAAAGAUAAUUGUUUCAGUACCGAAUUAAUUCAGAAGUCUAGAAAUACUGCUAGAAAACUAGAUUCUGUUAGAGAAAAUAUAUCUAGUAGUUGUAGUAUGAAUAGUAGCAGUAAUUUUUCGGAAUUUUAUCCUGAACAAACUAAAUUCAAUGACAGUCUACAAAAUGAAGACGUUGAUGAUAAAAAGUUUAACAUAGGUCCAUUGAUUGCACAUUUUACACCGUCUGGAGAUGGUGUUAUAUAUUAUCCUCAUAAUAUUAAUAAUAAUAAAACAACAAUAUCUGAUAGCACUGACCACAUAAAUAACCUUCAGCCAGUCAAUAUUCACGCUAUCUUUACAAAAGAAUAUUGUUAUGUGUUUAAGAAUUCUAACGGAGAAUUAGAAUAUGAAUUUCCAUCUUUCACAGAAAAAAGUCGACAUGAUCCAACAAUAAGAUAUCCAGUUUCAUUGGAUGUAAAUUUUAACCAUUACAUUAGAUUAGUUCGUACGAACUCUCAUGAUUUAACAAUAAUAUUUAAGACAGAAGAGGAUGUGCUACUUACUAUUGAUUGUUUUCAAAACCUCUAUUCAAAUGAUUAUCGUGAAUGUGAUACGUAUGAUCACCCAAUGAACUUUGAGGAUGAGUCAAAACAACACAAACAGCAGUUCGUUUUAUCUAAAUUACCAUUUUUGAGUUCAGUUGUCGAUAACACAAAUCAAAACAAACAAUUAUUAAUAAGCAGAAAACGGAAAGAAGAAAGUUUACAAAAGUUAUUUAAGAAUAUUCCACCAAAUGAUGAUUUACAAUCACUUUCAAGGCAUCUGACUGAGUCGAUGAAACAAAUAAGAUUUUUUUGUAACCAAUGGCUGGAAAUAAUGCGUCACUGCCUAGGUCUUCAGAGACAACGUAUUUCAUCACCACAAAAUGCACACCAGUUACUUCGAUACAGAAGUCUGGACUAUAUGACAAAACGAUAUGGAACAUUUACAAGUGUAUCAUCUACUAACCGAGCAAGUGAUUAUAACUCAUUGGUUCACUCUGAUAAACUUAUUUUUAACUCAUUCGGACAAAAAUCGAUAAGAUUAUCGAAGUUCAAUUCAGCAAGGAAUAUCAACAAAAUACCUUUUAAAAAAGAAUAUCCGGAUACAUUCCUUACAAAUGACAAGAAUAAAGAACCACUUAUCAUAAGAAAUGACAAAUCUUCGGAAGCAAUACUUAUGAAUGAAAACUUUACAAGAUCAUUUGGUACUGAAAACAAUAAAAAAAUGAUGAUGACAAAACAUUAUUCAAUUGUUAAUGCAACAGAUAUUUUUCCAGUUGCAUGUCCAUUGUUACUUCGAUCAUGGUUGAAUGAGAUAAAACACUACAAAUGUUUUAAACAUCUAAACAAACUUAGACAACUAGAUGAGACUACAUUCGAACACAGUGUUGAACUAAACUAUGAUGAAAAUAAAUCACUAGAAACAGCUUUUAUGAAUGUUUUGAUUAAUCCAUCGAAAUUCGACAAUCAGUUUUUGUCAACUUUAAGUAUGAUAUCAAAUAAAGGCUGUCGAUGCAGUCGUCAUAUACCACCGACUAUCACUGACUUAGAAUUUGAUAUAUUCUUGAGUAAAUUGAUACAAUCAUAUCAGGCUGCAGUGAUAAUCGUUUACGAUUCCAGGUUGCCAGAUGGGAUUCAUAUUGGUAUAUGUGAUCUUCUUUGCCAGUUAUAUAUAAAACAACAAAAUACAUUACCAACAAGUAGUCGUACUGUGAAUGAUAAGAUUCAUAUUGUGACUGCAAGUGAUCAUUUCUCAGAAAAAUUACACGAUAAAUGCAAAAUUGCAGGAACUGGAGCAUGUGCAUCAAUAUCUACGAGAAUGGCAGACUAUCGAUUCUUGAUUUAUGAUAUAGCGCAAAAUAUAAAUAAUAAUGAAAAUAAUUCUCAGGAAUGCCCAUUAUUACUAAAAAGAUAUAAUGGACGACCGAAACCGGGUGACUGUUUAAUUUUUAUUCAGGGGAAACUAUGUUUUAUCGGGUCAUCAUUCACAGGCUAUGAAGAGUUACCAUGGUCAAAAGAACAGUUGGAUAAAAAGGUGGCCCAGUGCAGAAACCAAUUGACUAAACAAGGGUUUUCAAUACCCACUGAUUUUCAAUUUGUUUAAUAAGGAAUUUUCUUGAUAGUUUUGAUUUCAAUUAAAUGAUAAUAAGACUUCUGAAAAAUAGGUUUAAUUGUAGUUUCAUUCAAUUUAUAAACCAUUAGAAUUGUGAGACAGACAUAUCAUCAUGGAAUAAGAGCACUACUACUAAAACAAAUAGUACUGAAUUUAUAUGAAGAUAAUCAGUGAAAAAAAGUCAACAAUAUGUACCUUCACUAUUUUGGUGGAGUUUUGUUCUCUGAGCUGGAUGGUUUGGUCCAAACCAUCCAGCUCAGAGAAACUACCAAAAUCAUCCACCUGAGCUACAAAUCUUCUCCACCAUCUCAACUUUCAC
Molecule: messenger RNA, 4784 nt
Organism: Schistosoma guineensis
Lineage: Eukaryota; Metazoa; Platyhelminthes; Trematoda; Strigeidida; Schistosomatidae
Source: the annotation of a GenBank genome assembly